Molecule: messenger RNA, 969 nt
Organism: Periophthalmus magnuspinnatus
Lineage: Eukaryota; Metazoa; Chordata; Actinopteri; Gobiiformes; Gobiidae
Product: GTP-binding protein REM 1-like
Exons: 4
Coding region: 1-969 (322 amino acids)
Cellular component (GO): plasma membrane
Molecular function (GO): GTP binding; GTPase activity; calcium channel regulator activity
Source: RefSeq, a predicted model, not a curated record
AUGACGCAGCAGAGGGAGGACUGGAGGCGUCGAGGGAGUACUCCAGUCCGGACUACGGUCCAGGACCAAACCAAGACCUCGAAAGACCCAGAUAUAGACCGGGACUCAGAUCAGGACUUGGAUCAGGACUCAGCCCACAGUGGACCCUCAAGACCCCAGAGACCCCACAGAGUCCUGGUCCAGUCUGCCUCAUACCAGCCUGGGGACUCACUCAGGUACAGGUCCCGCUGGCUCCAGGAGUUAGACCGAGAUCUGGACUGGGAUCUGGAUCGGGAUCUGGACCAAGAUUCAGACCAGGAUGGGUACCGCGUGGUUCUCAUUGGGGACCAUGAUGUGGGAAAGUCCAGUCUGGCCUCAGUCUUUGCUGGAACCUCAGGACGAGACCAGGAAGAGAACCAAGAGCAGACGUUUGAAAAGACUCUGACGGUGGAUGGGGAAGAUACCACCCUGAGAGUGAUGGACACCUGGGACCCAAACAGAACUGUACGUACAAUUCAAGAGCAGUCCCUGAGUACUCCAUGCACUGCGUACAUUCUUGUGUACUCAGUGGCGGAUCGCUGCACUUUUGAGGCGGCGGCGGAGCUCAGGAUCACUGUGAGACGAGCGCGACAGAACGAGAGGGUGCCUAUAAUCAUCGUGGGUAACAAGAGCGACCUUGUGAGGGCCAGAGAGGUCACUACACAAGAGGGCCUGGCAUGCGCGGUGGUGUUUGACUGCAAGUUCAUCGAGACAUCGGCGUCUCUGCACCAUAACGUGUUGGAGCUGUUUGAGGGCGUGGUCAGGCAGAUCCGGCUGCACCGCGACACUCAAGCUAACAUGUUAAUGCUUACGUUAACACCACGCUACAGUCACAAAAGGAAAGAGAGCCUGACCCAGAAGGCCCGAAGGCUCCUGCACCGGGUCAUGUCCAACCAGCGGGUCAGUGUGAGAGCUCGGUCCAAGUCCUGCCACGACCUCGCUGUGCUCUGA